AUGGCAGUGGACGAAGGAUCAAAGUCGCUGGCGUUUGCCAUCUCUGACUGGCUGCAGAGCAAGGAUGUUGCGGAUGUGGACGCUACGAAGCUGAAGCAGGCGUCGGCGCUGAUUAACGAGGCGUUCGGCGUGGACACCGCGAGUGCGGGCGACCGCAGCACGUACGCCAAGGGCUCGCCCGGGCUGCGGGCCAUCUUUGACGUGUUCCUCAAGGCGCAGAAGAAGGUGGCGCCUUCCGCCGAGAAGCCCGCUGCUGAGGAGAAGAAGGACGUUUCGGAUGCGGACCUUGCCGAGGCCGAGAAGCUCAAGAACGACGGCAACAAGUUCAUGACCGCCAAGGACUACGGCGCGGCGCUCAACGCGUACACCAAGGCGAUUGAGCUGAACGGCAACUCGCCCGUCUUUUACUCGAACCGUGCGGCGGCCUACUCGCAGACGGGUCAGCACGACGAGGCGAUCGCCGACGCGAAGAAGGCCGCGGAGAUCGACCCCAAGUUUGGCAAGGCGUACUCGCGCCUCGGCCACGCGCUCUUUGCCUCGGGCAAGUACGAUGAGGCGCUUGCGGCCUACGAGAAGGGCUACGAAGUCGACCCUGCGAACAAGCUCAUGAAGUCGGGUCUCGACGCGUGCAAGGCGAAGCUCGCGGACGGCUCGCGCGACGGCGCAGUGACGGCGUCCCCCGGCGGCGAUGCGCCCGAGAUGCCCAACCUUGGUGGUGCCGGCGGCGGCGCGGGCGGCAUGCCCGACCUCGGCUCGCUGCUCAACAACCCCAUGCUGGCGCAGAUGGCGCAGCAGAUGAUGUCGAACGGCGGCCUGGAGCAGCUCAUGAACAACCCGAUGCUGCGCAACAUGGCCGAGCAGUUUGGCGGGUCCGGUGGCCAGAUGCCCGACCUGAACGCGAUGAUGAGCAACCCCCAGCUCCGGCAAAUGGCUCAGCAGUUUAUGGGUGGCGCCGGCGGCGGCGCUGGCGGCGCCAAACCUGCUGAUAUCGGCCUGAUCGGCCUGGCUGUCAUGGGCCAGAACCUGAUUCUCAACAUGAACGACAAGGGCUUCACGGUCGCUGCGUACAACCGUACGACCUCCAAGGUGGACAACUUCCUUGAGAACGAGGCCAAGGGCACCAAGGUGGUCGGUGCGCACUCGCUCCAGGAGUUUGUGUCGCUGCUCAAGCGCCCCCGCAAGAUCAUCCUCCUGGUCAAGGCCGGCCCCGCGGUCGACUCGUUCAUCGACCAGCUCAUCCCCCUGCUUGAGAAGGGUGACAUCAUCAUCGAUGGUGGCAACUCGCACUUCCCCGACUCGAACCGCCGCACGAAGGAGCUCGAGGAGAAGGGCCUGCUCUUUGUCGGCUCCGGUGUGUCCGGUGGCGAGGAGGGUGCGCGCCACGGCCCCUCGCUGAUGCCCGGUGGCAGCGCUGCCGCCUGGCCCGAGAUCAAGGAGAUCUUCCAGAAGACCGCCGCACAGAGCGACGGCGAGCCGUGCUGCGACUGGGUCGGCGAUGGCGGUGCGGGCCACUACGUCAAGAUGGUCCACAACGGUAUCGAGUACGGCGACAUGCAGCUCAUUGCCGAGGCCUACUCGAUCCUCAAGCUCGGUCUCGGCCUUGAGGAGAAGGAGAUCUCGGAGAUCUUUGGCCAGUGGAACAAGGGCGUGCUCGACUCGUUCCUGAUCGAGAUCACGCGCGAUGUGCUCGCGUACAACGACACCGACGGCCAGCCGAUGGUGCCCAAGAUCCUCGACAGCGCGGGCCAGAAGGGCACCGGCAAGUGGACCGCGAUCAACGCGCUGGACCUCGGCCAGCCCGUGACGCUGAUCGGCGAGGCGGUCUUUGCCCGCUGCCUGUCGGCGCUCAAGGAGGAGCGUGAGCGUGCCUCCAAGGUCCUCAGCGGCCCCAAGAUCAAGCCGUUCGAUGGCGACAAGAAGCAGUUCAUCGACGACCUCGAGCAGGCGCUGUACGCUUCCAAGAUCGUCUCGUACGCCCAGGGCUUUAUGCUCAUGCGCGAGGCUGCCAAGGAGUACAACUGGACGCUGAACAACCCCUCGAUCGCUCUGAUGUGGCGCGGCGGCUGCAUCAUCCGCUCCGUCUUCCUCAAGGACAUCACCAACGCCUUCCGCAAGAACCCGACGCUGGAGAACCUGCUCUUUGACGACUUCUUUGCCAACGCCAUCCAGAAGGCCGAGGACGGCUGGCGCCGCAUCAUUGCGCAGGGCGUCCUGUGGGGUGUCCCCACGCCUGCCUUCUCGUCCGCGCUCGCGUUCUUCGACGGCUACCGCCUCGCGACCGGCUCGGCGAACCUGCUCCAGGCCCAGCGCGACUACUUUGGCGCCCACACCUUCCGUGUGAUGCCGGGCAAGGAGAACGACCACUUGAAGAAGGGCGAGGACAUUCACAUCAACUGGACCGGCCGCGGCGGCAACGUCUCGGCUUCGACCUACAUUGCCUAA
Malassezia japonica is the source of this 2442-nucleotide messenger RNA. RefSeq lists its product as uncharacterized. Gene Ontology annotation, molecular function: NADP binding; phosphogluconate dehydrogenase (decarboxylating) activity; protein binding. The coding region runs from base 1 to 2442 and encodes 813 amino acids. The transcript has 4 exons. Lineage: Eukaryota; Fungi; Basidiomycota; Malasseziomycetes; Malasseziales; Malasseziaceae. The record is from RefSeq and is a predicted model, not a curated record. Gene Ontology annotation, biological process: pentose-phosphate shunt, oxidative branch; pentose-phosphate shunt. Gene Ontology annotation, cellular component: cytosol.